GCGUGACCAUGACGUCAUCGGGAAGCGGCUGUGACGUUUUGUUUUGUCUCGUUUAGCAGCAGGCGGAGAUCAUUUAAAUGUCACAUAAAAUACAGACUGCUGACUGUGGAAUGCGUCUCUUCAUAUAAGCUGUCCUGGGAUGACUUCAGAGGACAUCAAGCUCAUCAUUGGAUAAAACAUCAUACAGUGUGGCAUAUUUCAAUGUUCAAGUGUUUUGAAUGUCUUUAACACUGGCGGCUAUGAGUGACAGCGCAGUGACCAGAGACCAGCAGCGGUUGUUGGGGUCCAAGCAGAUAUCACAUCAUUCCCCGGGCCCCUAUAUCUCGAUAAUUACCAACAGAACCACCAACCUGGUCAUCAGAGGGGCCAUGCUGUUCUCCGUGGGCGUCUUUCUGGCCUUGGUGCUAAACUUACUUCAAGUGCAGAGAAACGUUACUCUCUUUCCCCCAGAUGUCAUCAGCAGUAUCUUCUCAUCUGCCUGGUGGGUGGCGCCCUGCUGCAGCACAGCCUCAGCAAUGAUUGGGCUCUUGUACCCAUGCAUCGACAGCCGUCUGGGUGAGCCACAUAAGUUCAAGCGGGAAUGGUCCAGCGUGAUGCGAUGUGUGGCUGUGUUUGUGGGUAUCAACCACGCCAGCGCUAAAGUGGACUUUGCCAAUAACAUCCAGCUGUCUCUGACGCUGGCCGCACUCUCUAUUGGCCUCUGGUGGACCUUUGACCGUUCUCGCAGUGGCUUCGGCCUGGGAGUCACCAUCGCUUUGCUGGCAACUCUGGUGACCCAACUCCUGGUCUACAACGGAGUGUUUCAGUAUACUUCUCCCGAUUUCCUUUACAUUAGAUCCUGGUUACCUUGCAUCUUCUUUGCCGGGGUGAUAACUAUGGGAAACAUCGGGCGGCAGCUAGCCUUGUAUGAAUAUAAAAUCAAUCAGGAAAAGACCCAUCAGGACUGAGGGAUGUCGUGGUCCCAUCAGGACUCUGCUCACAGUGACAUUCUGGGGCCUGCAGCCUGGAGCCGGCAGCGGCUCAGCAGCUGUCAUACCUACGCAGCAUUGAUCAGGACUGGAGGAUGUGGAUGAUGGCAAUCACACGCAGCACACGAGUUGUCUUCCCAGUGCGCCGCCUGGUGCUUUUCGUUUUGCUGUUUGGACGAGACAGUAUGUUUGACUGACUUUCUUUGCCCAGCUGUGAUCUUGAGGCGAUGCUAGACUACUUUAUAGACUGAACGGAGCUGAGCUGAAGAAUGUGUGGAGUUUCUUCUCCUUUUGGUGCAGUUUAUCUCUACUUACCUGGAGAAAGGAUUAGCGCCACGCUAUCGGUCUUUGGCUCGGUUGUGCCAAACACAGACACAGGAUCAGUUAUUAACUCUCCUUAUCUGCUAAUGCUUAAUAUCUUUUACAUGUCAGCAGAGAAUACACUAGUUAUCUCACAUAUGGAAAGAUAUAUAUCAGUGACCCUUUUUUAAAAAAUUGUGCAUAAUUUGCUCAGUUUCACAAUUUUAUUUGAAGGAAUGGUAACAUGACUUGUAUGAAUGCGUUACCCGCUGAGAGGACAUCAGGUGUUCACAUGAUGUAUCUGCAAGAUUAGACACUGAUAAGAAAGUGAAAAUGAAAGGAUAAUGUUUUUCUUAGGGGGGUGGGUGAGGGGAGUGCCAUUAUUUUGGCUCUUUACAAAGAUAUUGAGUUCCUCCCAAAAUGCUGUCAUCUGUCAUGAGAGAUAAACAUUUGUGGGACAUCAGCUGAACAUAUUUUCUUAAAAUGCUUCAGUUGGUGAAAUGCUUUAUGUUUAAAAAGAACUCUUUCAGGGAGUAGUAUUUUUCUAAAAGUAUUUAGCCUUUUGGAAUGACACUGUAAAAGCUGUGUCAGUUCUCUUCAAAAACAAGAAAGUUAAUAAUUAUGAAUAAGUUAAUUUAAAAAAUCUUGAAGGCAAUAUAAUUUGGACAUCAUCUUGUACGAUUUUUGCAAUUAAUGUUAAAGAGGAACUAUGCAACUCUGGUCAUUUUUUUUUAAUGUUUCAUCAUUGUGUUUUUUGGUCACAUUUUUCUCUACAGAGCUUCUCCUACAGUUCAGGAGUACAUAUGUCACAAAACUGUUGUAAAAAUGCACUGUGUGCCCUCCCCCUUCCAUUCUUUCCUCGCUGACCAUGUGCAUUUGUUUAUAAUGGAGCCAAUGAACGCGAUCCAUGAACCAUGUCAAGAAAGCAACAAUAUAGAGGAAUGACAGAACUGAGAAUUUACUUCGAUAUACUUAGAAGUGUAACAACAAGAACACUAUGUCUGAAUCUGUUUUGCAUGCCUCUAUCUUUUAGCUCUUGCUAUUCCACGGAAGACCAAUUGAGGUUGACCUGUGUGUGACACCUCGCUCUGUCACAUGGUCUUUCUCUCUUGCUUGCUUCCUCCAAUGACAACCCCCCCCCCCCCCCCUCCAAAAUUGCAAGGCUGGUUUUUUGUUACAAGAUGCUUGGUGGUGCAAUUAGUCCCAAAAUGUAAAAUUAAGGGAAAAAUAUUGCAUAGCGCCUCUUUAAUGAAGAAUUUGUAAAUGUACUGCAGACGCUAUUGACUGGAAUGUUGUUAUAGAUUACACAGACAGUUUGCAUAGGCAGGUCCAUAAGUAUUUAGACUUUGUUUGUCUCUAUAUGCCAUCACAGUACAGUUAAAAUGGAACAAUCAAGAUGUGCUUAAAGUGUAGACGUUCAGCUUUAAUUCAAACAAAAAUAUCGUACUGACUGCUCUUAUACAGAGUCCUGCUGUUGUCAGGGGCUAUAAAUAAUCAAACAACCAGGAGCAUCUGUAACACCCCUUUCCUCAAAUGUGUGUGUAUAUUGGGUGUGGGGUGGGAGGGAUGCAGUUACAAAAACUGAGUGAAUAGGAUUAAUGUUUAAGAUGCAGUCUAUAAAGUGUUCAGUCUGUUAAGAAUCCUGACUACUAUUUAGAAAUUUUCUCAAAAGUUUGGUCUGUUUGUUGAGCUGCUGGGGGGGGCCAUUGAACUGAUUUGUAUAUCGGCUAAGAUGGCUGGCUGUAUAACUUAAGGACUUACUUAGUUGUAGAAAACAGUGAGUUAUGUUGUUUUUAAGAAAACAAAAACCUCUAAAAAGCAGUGUUUAGUAAUAAUUUCUUUGAAGGUGUGAAAAGCACACCUUCAUUGUGUUUUCACAGUGGAAUGGUUUUAUAUAUAAAAGAGUUUUAUCAGUUCAUCCAUGUCAUCUGAUACCUGAACAUGUACAAUUUGUUUUACUGUAAUAAAGAAGACUUUGUUUUUGUA
Molecule: messenger RNA, 3254 nt
Organism: Thalassophryne amazonica
Lineage: Eukaryota; Metazoa; Chordata; Actinopteri; Batrachoidiformes; Batrachoididae
Gene: insig2
Product: insulin induced gene 2
Exons: 7
Coding region: 219-947 (242 amino acids)
Biological process (GO): cellular response to insulin stimulus; SREBP-SCAP complex retention in endoplasmic reticulum; SREBP signaling pathway
Cellular component (GO): SREBP-SCAP-Insig complex; endoplasmic reticulum
Source: RefSeq, a predicted model, not a curated record